This is a messenger RNA of Porites evermanni, 2282 nucleotides long. NCBI's taxonomy places the organism in Eukaryota, Metazoa, Cnidaria, Anthozoa, Scleractinia, Poritidae. The record is from the annotation of a GenBank genome assembly.
AUGGCUUCUCCUAAAGUACUUGAGUGUCUAGUUUGUUGUGAGAUUUAUGAUGAUCAAAACCUCUGCCCUCGUAUGCUGAGUUGUGGUCACAGUUUUUGUACGAGCUGCCUACAGCGGUUACUCACUGUAGAUAAAAAAAUUCCCUGCCCCACUUGCAGAGUUGAAGUUAACGUAUCUCAAGAUGGAGUCGCAGGGUUGCCAAAGAAUUUUGCAUUAUUAAGCAUCUUCGAUGUCAAACCUCAACAAGAAGAAGGUGAAAGUUUAUUCGAUUGCGAGGUUUGUGAUGAUAAGCAUCCGGCAAUCUUCUGGUGCUUCAACUGCGAAGAAGAUAUGUGUAAGGAUGUAGCUCGCUUUCACACUCGCAGCAAAGCAAGUCGUGAUCACCAACUCAUCUCACUGGAAUCAGCCACUGCAACUGCAUUCUGUUCAAAGCAUAGCGAGCCAUUCCGUUUAUUUGACGAGGCCUGCGGUCACGUGGUUUGUAGUGGAUGCAUUAAGCUUGAUCACCAAGGUCACAAUUGUUUAUCUUUAGCUGAGGCGGCUUCAAAAUGCCGUCAGGAAAUGCAGGAACUUGCUACUAAAGUUAACGCUCGUUCUGAGGUGAUUAAAACUGCAGAAGCUCGAGUGCAGCAAGCAAAUCUUGACAUGAAAAAAGCUUAUGAAGAACAAGAAGCCCAAAUUCGUAGCUUAUUCAGGGAGGUAGGUUUUUCUUUGUUUAACGGACCCACUCCACCUAAUAAAAGUCCAACGUUCUGCAUCUACUUAUGGAUCUAGUAGAAGACUCUACAGAGCUGCCCGGGGAGAGCUGCAAAGGAACUUUUCGGUGUUUAUAAUGACCUUAACUUCAGACAACAUGUAACCUCAGUUUGUAAAAAAAGUUAGUAAUCAGUUGAGAGUAAUGACUAAAUUCGUCGACCCUCUCUCUUCUAAUACUAUGUUGAGUCUCAGCAAAAGCGUUUAUACUACCCCCCAAUUUUUAGUGGUCUGUCGGGGUGGCACCUCUACAGAAAGGGCGACUCUCACGACAAGCUAGACCUUCUCAGUAAGUGAAUUUUGCGGCUUCUUUUUAAGGACUGUCAUUUCCACUUUAUAUCAAUUUACGUAAAGAACGGGAACAACAAACUUACGAAUCCGGGUCCUGAGUAUUAAAGUGUUUAUAAAUCAGCGUUUUUGCGCUUUCCCUUUGCCUUUGUCCGGCCACACAACAACAAUUGACAUCCACUAAAAAAUCCACUUUCAAGGGCGUUUUGGACAACCUGUUUAAACUUUUAGUAACUUUUUGAUGUGUACUAAGACCAAGACGCAUCAAAUUGUGUACGUUUUCAAACGAAAGCGCAUUUUACAUGAACGUUUUCACUGACCCUGACUGUUAAAACUUAUCUUGCUCAUUCUCUGUACACGGACUACCGCUAACAUCCAAGAGCCAUAAUGGGACAUUUUGGCUCUUGUAACAUCUUGUUAUCUCCUUGUAUGAAUGGUUUUCAAAAAAUGAUAAAAUGAUACAAAACAAUGCAAUACCACGAACGAAAUCGGAAUAUAAAACAACAUACUUCCUCAUCCACCUAUUUUGAUACAUUUGUAUAGAUUAUUUUCUUAGACGUUAUGUAUGUUUCGUCUUAUAGAUUUAUGCCGCAAUCACUGCCAGAGAGAAAGUUUUGACGAAUGAGUUAGAUGAGCUAUACAGUAGUAAGGCAGCCAUCCUCUCAGAGCAGCAAGACCGACUCCACAAAUUUCAAGAAAGCGUGGUGAGUACUGUCCAGAGUGUUUUGUCAAGCAUCCACUCCUCUAACGAUCCUGAGCUUCUCGUUGCCAGGUCAGCUUUAGAGGCGACGCUUAGAGACACAGAAAAACAUUCAAUACUGCUUGAGCCAGAGGUCGACUUUGUGGCGAAGCUUUUUUGUGAUCGAAGGACAUUGCAGAACAUGUUGGACGCGGCGCUCAAUAAGGAAGUUAUCGUCACUGAAAACUAUACCUGCGCAGAAAGCACAAUUGCCGAGGGCGAAGGAUUACAUGAGUCACAUCCAGGGUUGGAGCGUUCCUUUACUAUCAUUGCUCAUGACGCCCAAAAGCGUCGCCGGUUUCAUGGUGGCGACUUGUUUAUGGUAGAGCUUAUAUUUGACCAUUUUUUGUGUCACAAUUUUGUUAGGGGACUGGAUGUAGAGGACAGAGGCGAUGGUAUUUAUUUGGUUACUUACACUGCCCCUAAUACUAUCAAUGGGUUUUACACGUUGAACGUGUGCUUACGUGGUGUUCACAUUCAUGGCAGUCCUUUUAAGGUACCC